Messenger RNA from Halichondria panicea, 2888 nucleotides. RefSeq names its product probable serine/threonine-protein kinase kinY. Bases 141 to 2738 code for a protein of 865 amino acids. The record is from RefSeq and is a predicted model, not a curated record. The transcript is spliced from 2 exons. Lineage: Eukaryota; Metazoa; Porifera; Demospongiae; Suberitida; Halichondriidae. Gene Ontology annotation, biological process: protein phosphorylation. Gene Ontology annotation, molecular function: protein binding; protein serine/threonine kinase activity; ATP binding.
ACCUAAAUCUAACAAUAAACAGAGAGAAUGUGUACCUUCACCGCGCGCAUCACAUCUGAACAUCAAUAGGAGCUAGGCGCAGGCCGGCCAUAUUAUGACCUGAACAACGCUGUGUAUAAUUGUACUGGCUGAUCUGCAUCAUGUGUGAUGAUGAGCAAGUAUCUACCAGAAUGGCAGAAAUACAACAGUUCCGUUACGAAGGUAUCGAACUAUUCAAAUCUGAGAACCUUGGAGCAGGAUCAUAUGGUGUCGUCUGCAAGGCCAAGUGUGACAACCUUCUCUGUGCCGCAAAAAUCAUCUACCCAAUUUUGUUCGAAGCACAAGACAGCUCAAUGUCGGUUUUAGCUAGCAGCCACCUCUCACCCAUUCAGAGAUUCGAGCAAGAGUGUCAAGUUUUGAGUCAAAUUCACCAUCCACACAUUGUGCAGUAUUUGCAAACGUAUCGUGAUCCCGAAACAGGAUCUUCGAUACUCCUAAUGGAGCUGAUGGACAUCAAUCUCGCACACUUUCUACAGUCAUACCAAUCUCCAGUACCACUUCAUGUUCGUGUGAUGCUUUGCCAUGGUAUCGUUCUGGCCCUUCGCUUUCUUCAUUCCAACGGAAUUAUCCACCGUGAUCUUUCUAGCAACAAUAUUCUAAUCAACGACAGAAUUCGAGCCAAAGUUACAGAUUUUGGAAUGUCCAUGUUCACCAACUCUAGUGGUUCACGGACGCUCUGCCCUGGGACGAUAUCAUUCAUGCCCCCUGAGGCUCUCAAUGAUCCACCAGUCCACAGUGAAAAGCUGGAUUGCUUUUCAUUUGGUGUAAUAGUUGUCCAGAUAUGCACAAGGCUUUGGCCUGAUCCCAAGCCUCGUUUCAAAACUUACAUUGUUCCUGACCCUCGCGAUCCAUCAAAAACGUCCGAGGCUCAAUUUUCCAUCCUCGAAGCGGAACGAAGGCAAUCCCACCUGAAAAUGAUUCAAUCCACAGAUCUUCUACGUCCGUUUGCCCUCAAUUGUCUGAAAGACAACCCUGAAGACCGCCCAUCGGCUCGAGAGCUCUGCACCAGUUUUGAAUCCCUGAAAGAGAGGGAAGAAUUUGCUGAGAGUAUGGCCAUUGAUUCAAACAGGGCACGCACUUUUGAUGAUCAACUGUCACGGUUGGAGGCACAGUACACAAAACAGCGCAGUCUACUCGAGAGUGAGCUGCAGAGGCUCCGAGAAACUGUGGAUGAAGCACACAAAGAAAUAGGAGAGAGAAAUGAAAUGCUUGAUAUUCGUGCCCGACAACUGCAAAAAGUGAGCUUGAGUUUGGCAGACAAAGAACGAGAGAAUGAUCGUCUCAAAUCCAGCAUUGUGAGACAGGGAGACUCAAAGAUGAUGCAGAGUGAUAUCAUUGAAUCUUUGGAAAAAGAGCUUGAAGUGAAAGAGAGAGAAAUUGUGCGUUUGCAACAACAAAUGGAAGUCCAGAAUCAAACGAUCAGAGACCAGCAGUACCUCUCAAAAAAUGACGACUACCAGUUUCGAAACAUGCAAUUUGAUUUAUAUUCGAAGGUCGAACAUAUACGCCAAUUGCAGCGUCGACUUGAGCAAGCGGAGUCGAGUGUCUCCGUGAAAGAUGGUAUCGUUCAGAACAAGAAAAGUGAAGUACGACAUCUCGAAGGCCUUCUAACCUCCAAAAUCAAAUCAUUUCAAGAUGCACUCAGAUACAGAGACAAGAGGAUCCAAGAUUUGGAGGAGUACCUUGCCACCAAUGAAGAACAUCUUGCCGCCCUCCAGAAAGAGAUUCAGAAGCUCAACAAGAUUGAUCCGAAAGAAAAGAAGAAAUUUAAACCGAAACCUGUUCCACGUUUUAAGAAAGAUGGCACAGUCCAUAUCUACAAGAAUGACUAUCCAGCUCCGAUAAAGAUGCACGCUGGCUCUACUGCCUCUGUGGGCUCUUGUGCCUACUUCCGACCCUACAAUAGCAAAGAGAUAUGCAAGUUCGAUUUUGACGCUAAUCGUUGGUCUAUUUUGCCUGAGUAUGUGGAAAGUGCCUUCACACUAACGGCUGUUCAGGACGUCCUCACUUGCAUUGGCGGACAGGGCUCCAAAAGGGUUCGAAGUCUGAUUGAUACGAAUGGUCUGGAAAGUUGGUUUGAAUCGUACCCACAAAUGCUUGAAGAGCGUUCAAAUUCUUGUGCUGUGAGCACACCGAAUGUGCUCAUUGUUGCUGGUGGUUUGAAAUCUGACUACAGCACUAUCGCUUCGGUUGAGGUCUUACGAUUCCACAGUCGCUCGUGGAGCUCAGUCGCCUCUCUUCCUUACCCUCUGCAUGGAUCGUGUGCCACUGUGUGUGGUGAGCGUGUCUACCUAGGCGGAGGGUACUUCAUGAAGUCCAAGAGUCUUUUCUCCACUCUUACAUGUUCUCUCUCGGCACUCUUAUCGCCUACCCCGUUAGCCACCAGUAGCAAAGCAGCAUCUUUUCCCCGUGACCUCGAUAAGAAGACAUGGCACCACACUCACGAUCUGCCUGUUUGCCGAGCCUCCUUCACUUCGUUUCGUGGAGAGCUGUUUGCGGUUGGGGGCAAAAAAAGCGACUCAUCAUUCUCAAAUGUUAUUUUCAAGUACAGCAUUCUCAACAAUAUCUGGGAAGAAGUGUCACACAUGGAUGCGGGUCGAUCAAACUGCCUAGUCAGCAAUUUGCGCAAUAAGAUUAUUGUAGUAGGUGGACUUUGUGAAGAAGGCAUUUCAAGUGAUAUUGAAUUUGUGACUUUUUAAAGUAUUUGUGACAUUGAUUAGUUAGUGUUUAGCUAUAAUCAUAUAAUUGCUCAUUGUUCAUUUAUAGAACUUUCAAUCAAUCAAUUUUCAAUGUUAUUUUUGCUGUGUGUAUGUUUCAAUUCAUACAUAAUUUUAUUUUAUCAACUGUGA